AUGUCCGGGGGAAGCAAACAACCCGAAGUUGGCUCGAACGAGCAACGACAAAAGGGCAAAGCGACGCCCGACACCCUGAUGAUAGGUUGCAUCGCAAUGGUGCAAAAAGACGGCGCCUACCGCCGCGCCGAGAUCCUCUCUAUCCGUGAGACCAAGUCCGGCCGACAAUUCUACUGCAACUUUGACAACUUCAACAAGCGGUUGGAUGAGUGGGUGCCUGUGUCGCGAAUCGACUUCGAGCAGGACGUGGAGUGGCCCAAUCCGGACAAGGAUAAGUUGAAGGAUCCGAAGAAAAAGGCGGGGUCGUCGGUGUCGAAGAAGAGCCAGCCGAGCAAGAAGAGCCAAAAGAAGGUUGGGAAGAGGGAGCAGAGUGUUGUGAGUGAGGGGCAGGCCGGGACUCCGCAUCCGUGGACGGAGUUUGUGGAAGGGCAGAAGAAGGGGAAGGUCGAUGGCGAUGAGAAGGGGGUUGCUAGCCUGGAGGUCGGGGCGAAGGGGGGUCAAGCCGGGCCAGAUGAGAUGGAUGUGGACGAGGACGAGACGCCGGCGGGAGCUGCAAAGAAAGAGAAGGCGCCGCCAGCGUUUAACCGCGAACAAGAAAUCGAGAAACUGCGCACCAGCGGGUCGAUGACGCAGAACCCGGCGGAGAUCGCACGCAUUCGCAACAUUUCCAAGGUCGAAUUCGGGCAGUAUACGCUGUUCCCGUGGUACUUCUCUCCCUACCCAGAGGUGUUCAGUCAGGAGGACUGUAUAUAUAUCUGCGAGUUCUGCCUGAGCUAUUACGGGGAUUUUAAGAGUUUCCGCAGGCAUAGGAUGAAGUGCACGCUGCAGCAUCCGCCGGGGAACGAGAUCUACCGGGAUGAUUAUGUCUCGUUCUUUGAGAUCGACGGCAAGAGGCAAAGGACGUGGUGUCGGAAUUUGUGCUUGCUGUCGAAAAUGUUUCUGGAUCACAAGACGCUUUAUUAUGAUGUGGAUCCGUUUUUGUUCUACGUCAUGACGCGCAGAGACGAAAAAGGGUGUCAUAUUGUGGGCUACUUUUCCAAGGAGAAGGAGAGCGCGGACGGGUACAAUGUGGCGUGUAUUCUGACGCUGCCGCAGUACCAGCGCAAGGGGUAUGGUCGAUUGCUGAUCCAGUUCUCCUACGAACUGUCUAAGAUCGAGGGCAAGAUGGGCUCACCGGAGAAGCCUCUAUCCGAUCUGGGUCUACUCUCCUACAGACAGUACUGGUCGGAGCAGAUUAUUGAUCUAUUGCUCGGGUACGCGGAGCGCGACGAGAAGUGCACGAUCGAGGGGAUCGCCACGACGCUGGCCAUGACGACACAGGACGUGGAGCACACGCUGCAGGCGCUCAAGAUGCAGGUGUAUCAUAAGGGGGAACAUAAGAUUGUCAUUCCGGAGAAGCUGAUUGAGCAGAGGGAGAAGAGCAGGGCGAAGCAGAGGCAUGUUAUUGAUCCGAGCAAGAUCCAAUGGAAGCCGCCUGUGUUUACUGCGGCUAGUCGGACGUGGGGUUGGUAG
Messenger RNA from Thermochaetoides thermophila DSM 1495, 1512 nucleotides. RefSeq lists its product as uncharacterized. Lineage: Eukaryota; Fungi; Ascomycota; Sordariomycetes; Sordariales; Chaetomiaceae. The record is from RefSeq and is a predicted model, not a curated record. Gene Ontology annotation, biological process: regulation of DNA-templated transcription. The transcript has 2 exons. Gene Ontology annotation, molecular function: histone acetyltransferase activity. The coding region runs from base 1 to 1512 and encodes 503 amino acids.